UCCAGCCCAGCUGGCACCUGGAGGCCAUGGCAGAGAUGCUUACUCUGAUGGGAGGCCCUGUGCUGCUGUGGACGGCUCUGCUGUUCUUCGCUCCAGAAAACAUCCUGUCAGCAGCCAGCAUGCUGAGCUGUGGUUGCACAUGACGGACAUCAUCUCUGCCUGGGGACUGCGAUCCUCAUUUACAGACCCUAGGAAAUCUGUGGUGUCCUUGAGUCCCCCAUGGAAUAGAAUAUUUAGAGAAGAGAAUGUGAGCCUUAAAUGUAUUGUGAACAAUUCCAUUGAAGACAGCCCCACCCAGUGGACCCACAACGGCAUUUUUUUGUCAAAGACUUCAGUUCUGGACAUCGUGAACGCCCAAGUCAGCAACAGUGGGGAAUACAGAUGUCAGAACAGAGAGUUUAUGUGGAGCGACCCUGUGUCCUUACAAAUCUUCAGUGACUGGCUGCUCCUCCAGGCCUCUGCUGAGGUGGUGAUGGAGGGUGAGCCGCUCUUCAUCAGGUGCCACAGCUGGAAGAAUCGGACCACCAAAAAGGUGACGUACUACAGGAACGGCGAGGCCCUCAAGUACUGGUAUGAGAACCAUGACAUCUACAUUGCCAACGCCACAGCGAACGACAACGGCAUCUAUUACUGCACCGGCUUCGUUUGGCGAAUAAACUAUACAUCUAUUCCCCUCAAAAUUACUGUUAUGAAAGCUUCUCCGUUUGACCAAAGCAAGUACUACUGGACACAAUUACUUAUCCCAUUUUUGGUGAUGAUUCUGUUUGCUGUGGACACAGGGCUGUUAAUCUCAACCCAGAAGCAAUUCGCAUUGCUCAUGAAGAAUAAGAAGACCAGGAACAGCGGCAAACUUAUAGAAAUACAGCCUGAGUCAGACCCCUAAAAGAGUUGGUGUCACUCAAGAAAGAUGUGCAAUAACAAUUUCCUUCGGGUACCAGCAAGUGCUUCUCAAUUGUCAAACAGCUCACAAUAGAAAGUACAUAGAAAGGUUUGUGCUCCAGGCUUUACAGAACUGUUUCAUUGAACCAACUGACACUGGUUAAAUGGCAUGUAAUAGUAGUGCUCAAUAAACAUCCGUUAAAUAAAUCUGAAAA
This is a messenger RNA of Manis pentadactyla (Chinese pangolin), 1094 nucleotides long. It is a transcript of the gene FCER1A, whose product is annotated as Fc epsilon receptor Ia. The transcript is spliced from 6 exons. The coding region runs from base 140 to 883 and encodes 247 amino acids. The record is from RefSeq and is a predicted model, not a curated record. Gene Ontology annotation, molecular function: transmembrane signaling receptor activity. Lineage: Eukaryota; Metazoa; Chordata; Mammalia; Pholidota; Manidae. Gene Ontology annotation, biological process: cell surface receptor signaling pathway.